AUGUUGAAUGGUACCGCCUCCGGUCUGCUAGGCCCUGUCCUGGCCCUCAAUGCAUGGACUCUCGCAAUGGAAGUCUGGAUGUACGCUGUCAAUAUCCCUAUAUACAGCCGGUUGAAAAUCGAAAAUACCAUCACUAAGAGCCAGCUUGAUGCUCAGGUUCCGGCCUCUGCACGUUGGAAGAGGGAUAAUUAUAAUCAUUUGAUGGAGCAGCCAACGCAGUUUUAUGCCAUUGCGCUUACGCUGGCGGUCGCGCGUGGGGGCCAAAAUGAUGGGCUUGAUACGCUUCUUGCGUGGACGUACACCGGAACUCGCAUCUUGCAUAGCCUGGUCCAUGCAACGAAAAACAAAAUGAUGCUGAGAUUUAGUUUGUUUGUGAUUUCUUCAGGCGUAUUGGCGAUUAUGACUGCCCGGGCGACGAUGUUGAUUCUUGAGUGA
Messenger RNA from Penicillium argentinense, 435 nucleotides. Its product is annotated as MAPEG family protein. The coding region runs from base 1 to 435 and encodes 144 amino acids. NCBI's taxonomy places the organism in Eukaryota, Fungi, Ascomycota, Eurotiomycetes, Eurotiales, Aspergillaceae. Gene Ontology annotation, cellular component: membrane. The transcript has a single exon. The record is from RefSeq and is a predicted model, not a curated record.